Xyrauchen texanus (razorback sucker) is the source of this 4545-nucleotide messenger RNA. Its product is annotated as phospholipase D1-like. Lineage: Eukaryota; Metazoa; Chordata; Actinopteri; Cypriniformes; Catostomidae. Gene Ontology annotation, molecular function: D-type glycerophospholipase activity; phosphatidylinositol binding. The coding region runs from base 176 to 3301 and encodes 1041 amino acids. Gene Ontology annotation, biological process: phosphatidic acid biosynthetic process; intracellular signal transduction; regulation of microvillus assembly. The transcript has 26 exons. The record is from RefSeq and is a predicted model, not a curated record.
UGUGAGUGGUGUGUGAGCAGUCAGUUUGUGUGUUUUGCUGUAUUUCAUGCUUGCGGUAGUUUUAUUAGUAUUUUUCUGGAAGGAAGAAUAAACUCUUGAGGAUGUCAGAAAUGAUGGGGGCCUCUCUGCCUGUGAGCGGGCAGGAGUGCCCUGGCCGGCAGGCCGAUUGUUAGCCAUGCUGCGACAGCAAGAACCAACGGUCAGCACCCUGCAUCUGGUGGCCAAUGAUAUGACUGAUAUCAUGGAGAACCUGGACACACGAGAACUCGACAUUGGAGAUGGGGAAGAGGAGUUUGAUGGGCAGGACCCCAACAGUGCAGAAAACAAAAUCCCCUUCUCAGCUGUGUAUAAAACAAAGGGCUUCAAAGAAUCUGGAGCACGUGUGUUUCUUACAACAUUUCCUAUUACUGCCAAAAUCCUGGAGGUUGAACGCUUCACUUCCGCCCAAGAUCGCUUCAACAUCACCUCCCAGAGAAGUGUUUCGAAGGUGCUUCCCGCAGUGUUUAAGAUCGAGUUAAGGCACGGAAACUUCACCUGGUAUGUGAAGAGGAAGGAGAAACAUUUUAUGGAGCUUCACAGGGAACUCCGCACCUACAAGACCUUCAUCAGAAUUCCACUGCCUUCCCGCAGUCAUGCAGAACGGAGGCACACUAUUAACCGGAACCUUGAACGAAAUAUACCAAAUCUACCCCGGGGAGGAGAAGAACUGGCCAGGGAAGAGCAAGUCUCCAGUCGAAAAAGACAACUUGAAGACUACUUGAAUAGGCUGCUUAAAAUGCCAAUGUAUAGAAACUACCAUGCAACGAUGGAAUUUAUUGAUGUGAGUCAGUUGUCCUUCAUUCAUGACUUGGGACCUAAAGGCUUAGAGGGCAUGGUUCUAAAAAGGUCAGGGGGUCACCGUAUUCCCGGACUGAACUGCUGUGGCCACAGCAAAAUGUGCUACCGCUGGUCCAAACGGUGGCUGGUGGUGAAGGACUGUUGUCUUCUCCUUAUGAAGCCAGACACAGGUGCCAUCUCAUUCGUGCUGCUGCUGGACAAGGCAUUUAGCAUCAAAAUGGAAACUAAAGACACUGAGACAAAGCAUGGUGUCCGUAUAGACAGUCUGUCCAGGACACUAGUACUGAAGUUCACAAGUUACCGUCAUGCCCGCUGGUGGGGGCAAGCCCUUGAUGAAUUUGUGCGGAAGUAUGGCAGCAAUUUCUUAAAGGAUCAUCGCUUUUCUGCCUUCGCCAAAGAGCAAAAGAACAUCCAGUCAAAAUGGUAUGUGAAUGGGAAGCAGUACAUGGAGGAUGUGGCGAAUGCACUGGAGGAGGCAGAGGAGGAGAUCUUUAUCACAGAUUGGUGGCUGAGCCCUGAGAUCUUCCUCAAGAGGCCGGUUGUCGAGGGCAACCGCUGGCGACUUGAUUCCAUUCUGAAACGGCAAGCGCAAAAAGGUGUGCGGAUCUUUGUGAUUUUGUAUAAGGAGGUGGAACUGGCUCUUGGGAUAAACAGUGAAUACAGCAAACGAACACUACUACAGCUUCACCCCAAUAUCAAGGUAAUGAGGCACCCUGACCAUGUGUCAUCUUCCGUCUACCUGUGGGCUCAUCACGAGAAGAUUGUAGUCAUCGACCAAUCAGUGGCUUUCGUGGGAGGCAUUGACUUGGCAUAUGGUCGCUGGGAUGAUAAGGAGCAUCGGUUGACUGAUGUAGGGAGUGUCACCAGGACUCUCCCCGUGUCUGCAGAGAGCACCUCUGAAGCCUUUCCCGCUAUGGCUGCUCCAUCAAACGGAUCAAGUUCAGCACAAAGCAAUGGCAAAGGUCUUGCCAUGGACUCUUUAGACCAACCAAAACUAAAAGUACAGGGGAAGACCAAGAAGCCUCGUUUCGGCAUCCGAAGACGCCUUCAGAAACACGGGCUGGCACCUGCAGACAGCGUGAGCAGUGUUGAGAGCUCAGAAGAAAAGACGGAGGCAGCGCAGGAAUUGCAAGCAGACGUCAUCGGUCUGAUGGGGAACACACGGUUCUGGCAUGGCAAAGACUACUGCAAUUUUGUACACAAGGACUGGAUCCAGCUGGAUAAACCUUUUGAUGAUUUCAUUGACAGGCACAUAACUCCCAGAAUGCCUUGGCAUGACAUCGCCUCUGUGGUGCAUGGGCGGGCUGCUAGAGAUGUUGCUCGCCACUUCAUUCAGCGCUGGAAUUUCACAAAGAUCAUGAAGCCUAAAUACAGGUCCCUCUCUUAUCCGUACCUCCUUCCUAAAUCUCACACAACUGCAAAUGAAAUCAAGUACCAGGUCCCUGGCUGUACCCCGACUAAUGUUCAGGUGUUACGGUCAGCUUCAGACUGGUCAGCGGGUAUAAAAUACCAUGAGGAGUCGAUUCAUGCAGCUUACAUCAACAUUAUUGAACACAGCAAACACUAUAUCUACAUAGAGAACCAGUUCUUUAUAAGCUGCGCAGACAACAAGGUGGUUCACAAUAAAAUUGGAGACACCAUUGCCCAGAGGAUCAUAAAAGCCUAUCGGGAGGGUAAUAAGUACCGUGUGUAUGUGGUGACUCCUCUGCUUCCUGGAUUUGAGGGGAAUAUUACCACUGGAGGGGGCAGUGCCAUACAGGCAGUCAUGCACUUUAAUUACAGGACCAUGAUUAGAGGAGACUGCUCCAUCAUCUCACAGGUGAAAAAAGAAAUGGGUGAUCAGUGGAUAAAUUACAUCUCAUUUGGGGGUCUGAGGACCCAUGCUGAGCUCGAGGGAAGACUGAUGACUGAACUAAUAUAUGUGCACAGCAAGAUGCUCAUUGCCGACGACAACACCGUCAUCAUUGGUUCUGCCAAUAUCAAUGACCGCAGCAUGCUGGGUAAGAGAGACAGUGAGGUGGCUGUCAUUUAUGAGGACACUGAGACUGUGAAAUCAAUCAUGGAUGGUCAGGAAUAUCAGGCUGGACGCUUUGGACUGAGUUUGCGGCUGGAGUGUUUCAAGAUGAUUCUAGGCGCAAACACAGACCCCAGCAUUGAUGUUACUGACCCAAUCAGUGACCAGUUUUACAAGGAGGUGUGGAUGACCACUGCUGCCCGCAAUGCCACUAUCUACCAGAAGGUGUUCCGCUGCUUGCCGUCCAGUGAUGUCCGGGCAAUUAUGGAGCUGGAUGGGUUCCUCUCAAAGCCUGGCUUGGAGAAGGAGGACCCUGUCCGUGCUCAUGAGGAGCUGAAAAAGAUUCGGGGCUUCCUAGUCCAGUUUCCUCUCCAGUUCCUCAGCGAGCAGAACCUUCUACCACCCAUCGGAUCAAAAGAAGGCAUGGUGCCAAUGGACGUCUGGACAUGAGAGAUCAGAACGUGCCCACAUCACCAGGCUUAAAAGAAACUGCAAAUCCAGCAGGUGUACCUUGCAAACGAGGAACAACUUCCCCAGUUUUAUCACAUAAUGAACACUUCUGAGACACAAAAGGAGAUUUGGAAUAGUUUUAGCCAUCACUUGUUUACCCAUCUGAAAUUUUGGACAACACCAGAAUGGAAUAUUUGGUCCCUAUUCGAAGCUUGAUUGUUGAAUGUUUUGUAUAUUAUUUUAUUUUUUGGAGUCUAAAACUAUGCAUCUUAUACUAUUUUAUUAACUAUACUCAGUACUAUACGAAGUCCUGGAAGAUGGUAAGAUGGAGGCAUGGGUGUCAUCGGACCUUUGAUUGGACACUGCUGGAGAAAUACUAUAAAAGGUUUAUAUAUAUAUAUAUAUAUAUGAGUUUUGUGCCCUGUAAUAUGCACUGAAUACAAGUGAUUCUCCGUAUCGAAGUGCCAACUAUCAACUGUAUCUUUCUUUAUGUAUCUUCUGUCUUUUCUCUGUAGGCAGUGCUAAGCCUGCAACAUUCCCUGUAUUACUAAAUGCUACUUUAUUUCAAAGUAAUUUAUGGGUCUGUGAUGGUGGACGUUGUCCAUGAUUGUUGGUUUCCUAUGGUAAAAUCUCCAUGUUUUGGUGGCCUUAUUUAUUUUUAUAUGUCCCCCGCCAUAAUGCUUAGUAUGAACUUAAAUCUACCAAAGCUUCUGUGAAAUGGAUACAUGAAGAUAUGAAAUGGCCUAAUCAGGUUCCUUUGAAGAAUAAUUUGACCAGUAUUCCAGUGCUUGCCCAUACUGUAUAGUAUACUGGAGAUGCGGCUACGCCCAUCAAGCUUAUGAUGUUUACGAACCAAUUUUGAAGUAAUAAAACCGACUCAUACAUUCCAUGUAGAGGUAUUGAAUCAAUUGCUAACAGUUUACGUGUUAAAUAAACUGUUGAUGUUAAAGAUUUUCAUGUCAUUGUAAAGAUCACAUUUUGUUUGGCUGUUAAAACAAAAUUAAGCAUGUGUGUAAAUUGUGAGCCAAGCACUGUUAUCUGUGUAUCUGCACUUUUAUGGUAAUUCAGGAAUUUAUCUGAUAUACAGUAUCUGAUUUUUGUUUUCUUUUCCUUCAUGUCUUUCUACCCAUUCCCCAUGGAUUGCUUUUUUGCACAAAAGAUGUCUUGUCAAGAACACAAAUUACCUGUGACAUUUGAACUAUUUAUGUGCAUUGAUGUAAUGCAAAUGAUUAAACCAAAUGAUU